Molecule: messenger RNA, 180 nt
Organism: Heterobasidion irregulare TC 32-1
Lineage: Eukaryota; Fungi; Basidiomycota; Agaricomycetes; Russulales; Bondarzewiaceae
Exons: 2
Coding region: 1-180 (59 amino acids)
Source: RefSeq, a predicted model, not a curated record
AUGGCACUGCAGGAUAGCAUAAACAUGGUCUAUGUUCUGAAGAGAUUAUAUGGGAUGAUAUAUAUACCACCCACCCAAUCAAUGCUCACACUGCUUUCUGUCGCUUUCUGUGGUGCGUUGUCUGUAGGGCGCUGUGUAGAACUCCUAGUUUUUAACCGGGUUAAUAACAGGUGUCAAUAA